Molecule: messenger RNA, 1569 nt
Organism: Lodderomyces oxycetoniae
Lineage: Eukaryota; Fungi; Ascomycota; Pichiomycetes; Serinales; Debaryomycetaceae
Exons: 2
Coding region: 1-1569 (522 amino acids)
Biological process (GO): fungal-type cell wall organization
Cellular component (GO): plasma membrane; fungal-type cell wall
Source: RefSeq, a predicted model, not a curated record
AUGAUUUUAUUAAUAUUAAUUAUAUACUUGACAUAUUUUGCUCAAUCUCUCGGCGUUGAAAACGAUCCACUUGUAGAAGUUAUCAAAGAAAAUGAGUUGCUAGCUUCAAGUCUAGUGCAGCCCGCAUCUGAAAAUAUAGCCAAUUUCCAAACAUUGAAGAUAUUAGAACAGCUCGAGAAACUACCUGAGUUCACACAGUUUGGUCAGGACGGUCACGAAAAAGGAGAACAACAAGAAGGAGGACAGGAAAAACCACAAGAUACCAAGGAUAACAAAGAGUCCAGCAUUCCUUCACAUUGUCAAAAAAAGGAAAUUCAUAUUCACUCGUUGCAAGAUUUGAAUGCAAUAAUUGAGUGUGAAACCAUUAUUGGGGAUAUCAUAAUUAGUGAAUUUGAUUAUCCAAUAAUCACAUUGGCAAAGCUUAGCAAACUAGAGGGAAAUUUGACAAUUUACAAAUCUCCAGAGUUGGUUCGUGUUGAGAGUCCGCAGUUAAGUUCAAUUGAAGGUUGGUUCAAACUAUACGAAUUAACAUCGUUGGCACUUAUAUCCUUCCCUAGUUUAAAGAAGGUCAAGAUAUUAUGUUGGGAAAUAUUACCAAUUCUAAGCAAUGUUCAAUUCAAUCAUGAAAUUCAUGGCAUUGAAAGCAUCACCAUUUCAGAUACUUCGCUUACUGGAUUCUCGGGAUUCUUGGCUAACGAGUUGAAAGUCCUUGAUAUAAACAAUAAUCGAUUCUUGGAUUCUAUAGAGUGCAAUGUUGAAACAAUCUCAGAUUAUUUCCACCUAAGUGCAAAUGCUAAAGAGAUAAAAGUUAAUUUACCUAAUUUGAAGAAAGUCAAUGAAUUGAGUAUCAAUAAUGUUGAAAUUCUACAAUUGGAUAAUUUGGAGCGAAUUGAUAACUCAAUGAAAUUAAAUGACAAUUUCUUCCAUCUGAUAAAAUUUCUCAAAUUGAAAUAUAUUGGAGGUACUCUAGAUUUAUCAAAAAAUUCAAAAUUAACCAGUAUCGAUUUCCCCCAAUUGAACGAAGUUCAAGGUGGACUUAUGCUUAUUAAAAACCCAUUGAUUGAAAAAGUCAAUUGUUUCCCUAAUUUGAACAUCAUUGGUGGUGCUUUAGAAAUCAAAGGUCCAAUAACCGAUAUUUCCCUUAAAGAUCUAAAGUUGGUGAAAGGUAGCGCAAUCAUUUCAAGCACUUCACCAGCAUUUGAUUGUGAGAAAUGGUCAAAACUGGAGGUAUUAUUAGUCGUUAGAGGUGGUAAAAUCGAAUGCACAAAUUCAAAUAAUGAAAAGAUUACUUCUAAGACAAAAGAAAAUGGCGGCGGUGGUGGUGGCGGUGCGGCAGCGCCUGCUGUGGGUUUCACUAAUAAUAAUAAUAAUAAUAACAACAAUGGCGCAAAAUAUUUGAAGAAAAAUACAACAGCUUCGUCAAUGUCAACCAAACAACAAUCAGGCUCAAGUGGCACUUCCGAUGCUACCCCAACUCUGCUUUCAUUGUCUUCAAAUGACACUGGAAAUAUGGUUUUGAUCUUGCUUCUUCAUCUAUUGGCUCUCUCUUUUGUUGAUGUAAGUUUGUAA